Aspergillus ibericus CBS 121593 is the source of this 1539-nucleotide messenger RNA. Its product is annotated as MFS general substrate transporter. Gene Ontology annotation, molecular function: transmembrane transporter activity. Gene Ontology annotation, cellular component: membrane. Bases 1 to 1539 code for a protein of 512 amino acids. The record is from RefSeq and is a predicted model, not a curated record. The transcript has 7 exons. Gene Ontology annotation, biological process: transmembrane transport. Lineage: Eukaryota; Fungi; Ascomycota; Eurotiomycetes; Eurotiales; Aspergillaceae.
AUGGCACAGGUGGUUGACGAGAAACCAGUGAAGAACGAUGCCUCUAGGGGUUUCGAUGCCGAAAAAGCCACUUCACUUCAUGGCAUUCCGCGUGAGUCACAGCUGGAGUUCAUCGAAGAUCCGGACGAAGGCCUGAGUGGGGAGGAAAAGGCGAAGAUCGAUCGUGCCUUAGUGUGGAAACUUGAUCUGCGACUCAUUCCGUGGCUCAGUCUGCUCUAUCUCGUUUCCUUCUUGGAUAGAACCAAUGUCGGCAACGCAAAGCUCGCGGGCCUCCAGCAGGAUCUCCACAUGACCAACUCGCAAUAUAAUGCCGCACUGACCAUUUUCUUCGUUUCGUAUUCCGUCUUCGAACCGAUGACCAACGUGCUUCUCAAGCGCAUGCGGCCCAGUGUGUUUAUCCCCAUAAUAAUGGCAUCAUGGGGCAUUUGCAUGACAUGUAUGGGUCUUGUGCAUAAUUUCUCUGGGCUUAUGGCGGUACGAUGGUUCCUAGGCCUGGCUGAAGCAGGACUCUUUCCUGGUGUCGGAUACUUCCUUUCCUGUUGGUAUAAGCGAUCUGAAUUCGGCGUCCGCAUGGCCAUCUUCUUUUCGGCCGCUGCUCUUGCAGGGUCUUUCGGCGGAUUGCUCGCGGCUGCGAUCGCCCUGAUGGACGGUGUGGGAGGCAAGGCGGGCUGGUCCUGGAUCUUCAUCCUCGAGGGGCUGGCUACGAUCAUCAUCGGUGUACUGUCUUUCUGGAUGGUCUACGAUUUCCCGGACGAGGCCACAUUCCUGUCCGAGGCGGAUCGCAAGCGCGUCCUACGGCGUUUGGUGGCUGACAAGCAGGCCAGUUCCGGGCACGAGAAGUUCCAAAUGGCGUAUUUCUGGAGCAGUCUGAAGGACUGGAAGACCUACACCGGGGCCAUCAUCUAUAUGGGUGCAGACGGGGCAUUGUACGCCUUUUCUCUGUUUACACCCACAAUCAUCAAUGAACUAGUAGGUUACACGGCGAUCCAGGCGCAACUGCUCAGCGUCCCACCCUAUGCAGCAGCAGCCAUUGUAACCGUGGCGGUUGGUUUUAUCGCGGACCGGACCCGCCAGCGUGGCAUCUGCAAUAUUAUCGUGUCUCUCGUGGGUAUUGCUGGGUUCUCCUUGCUUCUGGGAGCCAAGUCAGCGGGAGCGCGAUAUGCCGGGACGUUCCUGGGUGCGAUGGGCAUCUACCCUGCGAUAGCCAACACGAUCUCCUGGGCCAGUAACAAUACAGAGGGCGUGUACAAGCGCGGUGUCACACUGGGCAUUGUGAUCGGCUGGGGUAACUUGAACGGGAUCGUAUCGUCGAACAUCUACCGUGGCAACGAUGCGCCUCAGUUCUAUCCAGGUCACGGCACCGUGCUGGCGUAUCUGGUGGUGUUCCUGCUCGGAGGCUCGGUGGUGCAAUACCUUCUGCUCCGACGGGAGAACGCGAAGCGGCGACGGGGAGAGCGCGACCACUGGGUGAGGGGGCUCGAGGCGAGCGAGAUCGCAGUGCUUGGGGACAAGCGGCCUGAUUUUAUGUACACGCUGUGA